Messenger RNA from Rhagoletis zephyria (snowberry fruit fly), 1617 nucleotides. NCBI's taxonomy places the organism in Eukaryota, Metazoa, Arthropoda, Insecta, Diptera, Tephritidae. The record is from RefSeq and is a predicted model, not a curated record.
GUCUCCUCCAUCAACCGAGUGCUGCGUAAUCUGGCGGCGCAGAAGGAGCAGCAGAACAGUCACAGUCACCACCACCACCACAGCAGCCAUGCACAGCAGACGGCAGACGCAGUGUACGCCACUGUGGACAAACUUCGCAUUCUCAAUGGCCAAUCGGCAUGGCCGCGGGCCUCGCCCUGGUCGGCGUACACCGGCGGCGCCAGUGGACCAUUUGGCGGACUGCCACCACCGCCGCCGCACUGUAUGCCAACGGUGCCCGGCGCCGGGGGCGUCGGCAGCGUAGGUGGGGCGGCCAAUGCGGCGAAUGCUGCGGCUGCGGCAGCAGCAGCGGCCGCCGCAGCAGCCGUCGCCAUCGAGAAUGGCAACUCGCUCAAGAAGCACCUGGACUCCGUCGACUCGAGCACCGAGGACUCUUCUCAGCACGACGGCUCCGACGUGGACUCGGCGGCACGGCUACGGCUGAAACGCAAAUUACAGCGCAAUCGAACAUCCUUUACGCCUGAACAAAUCGAGGCACUCGAGAAAGAAUUCGAGCGAACCCACUACCCGGACGUCUUUGCCCGAGAGCGACUGGCCGCCAAGAUCGACUUGCCUGAAGCCCGAAUCCAGGUCUGGUUCAGCAAUCGCCGGGCGAAGUGGAGGCGGGAGGAGAAGCUGCGACACAAUCGACACACUCGGUCCUCCUCAUCGGCGUCCUCCAACGCCGUAGAGCCGCCCAACAACAUUGUCGUCUCGCAGAGUGCAGCGGCGCCGGUCAGUCAGCCACAGUCGGGAGGAAAUGGGGGUGAUCGAAACGGAUCUGAUCGAGGUGGUGGUGGUGGUCAGCACAAUCACAGCUCACAUCAGCAGCAACAGCAGCAGAAUCAACACCAGCAAACAGGCGGCUCCGGUCUCGGCUCACCGGAUCUCCUUCUCGGCGGAACCGGAAGCUCUCUGCUGGACGCCCACCACCACCUCAGCUCGCCCAACCUGCCCUCCUCGGCAAACAGUCCCUCACCGGCAGCGACGGCCAACGCAGUGGCAGCGGCGGCAGCGGCAGCAGCAGCCGCCGCCGCCGUGGCCGUCUCCACUUCCGCUUCCUCUCGUGGAAAUGGAGCAAACAAUGGCAGCGGCAGCAGCAGCAGCGGCCUAGCGCACUCUCUCAGCUCUAACUUUGCUAAUCACGCCUCUCUUUACCACUCUAUUGCUCCUCCGCAGCCAAUGCACUCCAUGGCGGACACGUACAGCUCUAUGGGCAUGUCCUCCUACACGAGCAUGUCCAACAACAUGGCCCACGCGAAUCAGUGUCUGCAGCAGCAGGCAGCCGCCGCCUAUCCCUUCAUGACGCACCACGCCGCCUCCUCGCACAUCAACAGCAACGGAGCAGGUCGAGCAGGCUCUGGGGCAGGAGGUCAUCCCGGAGUGACACACCCCCAUGCUCAUCCAUACGGAGCCAUCGACCCGCUUGGCAGCCUAGGAUCGGCCUAUUCACGUCACCAGAGCUGUCAGUCGGCGGCGGCGCAGAUGCACGCCCAUGCCAUGCAGAACGGCCAGUUCGGCAAUGGGGGCGCCAAUUCCACAGGUCUAAUCUCCCCUGGCGUUNUCCAUACGGAGCCAUCGACCCGCUUGGCAGCCUAG